Molecule: messenger RNA, 1506 nt
Organism: Capronia coronata CBS 617.96
Lineage: Eukaryota; Fungi; Ascomycota; Eurotiomycetes; Chaetothyriales; Herpotrichiellaceae
Exons: 5
Coding region: 1-1506 (501 amino acids)
Biological process (GO): trehalose biosynthetic process
Cellular component (GO): cytosol; alpha,alpha-trehalose-phosphate synthase complex (UDP-forming)
Molecular function (GO): catalytic activity
Source: RefSeq, a predicted model, not a curated record
AUGGAUCCAGACUUUGAGGGUCGAGUACUGGUCAUUGCAAACAGACUUCCUAUCACAAUAAAACCCGAUGCAGAAGGUAAUUUUGACUACACCAUGUCCUCGGGCGGACUAGUUUCGGGGUUGAGAAGUCUGGCCAGAGUGGUGGACUUCAAGUGGUUCGGAUGGCCUGGUCUCGAUGUCCACCGUAACGACAAAGACCGAGUCAGGGGUCAACUGCACGACCAGUUCAACGCUGUUCCGAUCUUCCUUCAGAAGGACCUCGCGGAAAGACACUAUAACGGAUUCUCUAAUUCUGUGCUUUGGCCACUCCUGCACCGUAUGCCCGAAAAAGUGGGCGAGGACGGAGGUUGGUCGGACGCCUAUCUCGAGGUCAACGAGAUCUUUGCCGACAACAUCGUUCCAUACGUGGAAGAUGGGGACCUGAUCUGGGUCCACGACUACCACUUGAUGCUUCUCCCUGGAAUCCUUCGCGAGCGAUUAAGCAAAAAGAAAGAUCUUCGAAUUGGAUUCUUCCUGCAUACGCCUUUCCCAAGCGAGGACUAUUUCACCAUUCUGCCCUUCCGAGAGGAGAUCUGUCGUAGCCUCCUGCUUUGCGAUGUUAUCGGGUUUCAUACCAACGAAUAUGCGAGAAACUUCUUGGACAGUGCUCGGACAGUGCUCAAGGAUGUCGCCAAAUCACCGCAUGAUCUUCACUGGGCUGGGAGGCGGGUCAUUCUACAUGGCUUCCCUAUAGGCAUUGAGCCAGAGGAAUUCACUCAAAAGGUGCAGUCCGCGGAGGUCCAGAAGGAGAUUGCCAAACUGGAGAAAGAAUUCAAUGGCCAGAAGAUCCUGCUGGGUGUUGACAGACUUGACUAUAUCAAAGGAAUACCUCAGAAAGUGAGGGCUUUUGACAGAUUCCUGACGGCGCAUCCCGAAUGGGUGGGCAAAGUUACAAUGAUCCAGCUGGCCAUUCCAACGCGAGCGGACGUUCCUACGUACCAGAGGCUGAGAGAAGAAGUCGAGCAACUGAUCGGACAUGUCAAUGGCAAGCACGGCACGUUCACCCACACGCCCAUCCACUAUCUAUACAAAUCGCUGAACCCAGAACAGCUUUCUGCACUAUAUGCUGUGUCUGACGUGUGCAUUAUCUCCUCUCUUCGAGACGGCCUCAACAUGGUGAGCUAUGAAUAUGUUGCAAGUCAGGUGCAACGAAAGGGCGUCCUGAUGAUGUCCAACUAUGCUGGAGCGGUCAAACUGCUUCCUUCCUGCGUCGCCAUCAACCCAUGGGACCUCCCGCGAUUCGCUGAGAAGAUUGGCGAUGUGUUGGACAUGCCGCCUGAAGAGCGGGCGAGACGACAGGAGGAGAAUUACAACGUUGUGAGCAAGUGGACCAGUGUCAGUUGGGGAACUUCAUUCUUGAAUACCAUGAUCACGCUGGAGAUCCCGCAGACCGAAGCACCCAUAGAUCGUGAUAGGAUCGGCGAAUCCAGUGUGAAAGACGAGGAGGCGGGAAAAUUACAGUCAUGA